UAAAAUAUCUCCAGAGCAGUUUCUUUAUAACCAUACUUCGGAACAUGCAACCACCAGUGACGUGUUUUUUUUUAUGCAAGUUAAGAAUCCAAACAGAAUUGUAUAUAAAUACAUUGCAUAUCAGUCAAGAAAGUUAGGAGAUACAGAAACGAAACGAAAAUGGAUUUAAGAAAAACAUCGUUGGUUUUAUACAUUCUCUUAAUCUUUCAUCUUCAGCACAAUUUUCCUUCCGUUAAUUCAAAGCCUUCCUCUAUUGAUACGUACUACAAGAGUCUUCAUCUCAGAGCCACAAAACCAGAUGUUGUUGGUUUUGAAAGAAAGAAUCAAGAAUUAGUUGUAGUUAUAAAAAACGAAGGUGGUGGAGGAUGGCAUCGCUUGCUUGGUUGGCGUGGCGGCGGCAUCGGAAUAGGAAGCGGUGGAGGAUGGCGUGGCUGGCGUGGCGGCAGCGGUGGCACCGGAAUAGGAGGCGGUGCAGGAUGGCGUGGCUGGCGUGGCGGUGGAGGAUUGCCUGGCAGUGGUGGAGGAUUGCCUGGCGGCGGUGGCGGCGGUGGAGGAUUGCCUGGCGGCCGCGGCGGAAGCACGGGAAAAGGAGGCAUUGGACCUCUAAUUCCGAUUCCGAUGCAAACUGGUGAUCGUGGUACUGGUGGAUCUCACCGUUCAAGCAGCAGCCGGAAUAUUCGAGGGGGAGUGUGUGUUGUAUGUUGGUUGAGUUUAUUGGUUUUAGUCAGUUUAUUAUUGGUUUAGAAGGGUCUUGAGUAUUUGUUGGCCGUUUAAAUCAAAAUAUGUGAGGUCAAUGUUUGACAUCAGGUCUAGUUUGGUCUGAGAUUGAUUGGGCCACUGGUAAGUAGGUAAAAUGUUAAUUAAGG
Messenger RNA from Brassica napus (rape), 866 nucleotides. RefSeq names its product glycine-rich protein 23-like. Bases 160 to 744 code for a protein of 194 amino acids. The record is from RefSeq and is a predicted model, not a curated record. The transcript has a single exon. NCBI's taxonomy places the organism in Eukaryota, Viridiplantae, Streptophyta, Magnoliopsida, Brassicales, Brassicaceae.